Cyphellophora europaea CBS 101466 is the source of this 1788-nucleotide messenger RNA. RefSeq lists its product as uncharacterized. The coding region runs from base 1 to 1788 and encodes 595 amino acids. Gene Ontology annotation, molecular function: dipeptidyl-peptidase activity. The transcript is spliced from 3 exons. NCBI's taxonomy places the organism in Eukaryota, Fungi, Ascomycota, Eurotiomycetes, Chaetothyriales, Cyphellophoraceae. The record is from RefSeq and is a predicted model, not a curated record.
AUGCCUCCCGCGCUGCAGACAGCCGUGAAGCGAAUCGGCCAGCCCAAGGUUGGCGAGAAUGGCUAUACGGGCUUUCACCCUGGCAAAAGCGAAGUAUUCACCGCAGGGUCGAAGCCUUUCGGCGAAGACACCAAAGCCUUGACCAGCGACAUCCGCCUGGACCACGACGUGGAGGUGGUCGUUCGUGACGGUGUUCGCAUUUACGUGGACGUUUACAGGCCGGAAAACUCCAAUGAGAAGAUCCCCGCUAUUCUGAGCUGGUCUCCCUAUGGCAAGAAAUACAGUUCGCUUGACAUGCUCCCAAUGACGAAAUGGCACUCCUGCGUCAAGCGGUCUGACCUCAGCGGCCUGGAAAAGUUUGAGGGCCUCGAUCCGGCCAUCUGGUGUCCUCAAGGUUAUGCCAUCGUCAGCGUCGACGCACGCGGCGCCGGCAACAGUGACGGGCAUAUAGGCGUGCAAGGCUCACAGGAGGCCGAGGAUGGAUACGAUGUUGUCGAAGCUGUAGCAAAGAUGGAUUGGUGCAAUGGCAACAUUGGUAUGGCUGGUAAUUCGUACCUGGCAAUCACCCAGUGGUUUGUGGCGGCCCAGCAACCGCCAUCUCUUAAGGCUAUCGCCCCGUGGGAGGGUCUGAGUGAUAUGUAUAGGGAACAAAUGUGCCGAGGAGGAUGGUUUUCCAUGCACAACUUCGACCUCAUCACCAAAGAGAUCUUACGGGGGCACCCUGGAUCCGGAGUCGAGGACUUCGCCGAAAUGUACCGGCGAUCCCCGACAAUGAAUUCCUGGUGGAGAGACAAGCGCGUCGACAUGACCAAGAUAGCAUGCCCCGUCUAUAUUCGAGGCGCGGAAGUUAGCGGCUUGCACACGAUGGGCUCCGUACGGGCGUGGUUGGAAAUUCCGCACGAAAACAAGUGGAUUCAAUGGGGUAGUUACCAGGAAUGGUUCGAACUGUACAGCAUGCCCGAGUCUACCACGUCCCUCACCAAAUACUUUGAUCGCUAUCUCCGUGGCAUUGACAAUGGUUGGGAGCGGGACACGCCCAAAGUGCGGUGGGCCACUUUGAAAUUUGGUGACAGCCACCCCGUCCACGACAUUGUGCUGGACGACUUCCCCGUCCCUGAGACCAAAUAUCUGGAGUUUUUUCUAUCCAGCAAUGGCAAGCUCAGCGACAAGACGCCAGCGACCGUCGAGAAGGUGACCUACAACUCCGAGGAUCGCAACAGCUGGGUGGAGUUCACACAUACUUUCACCGAACCUUCACGGCUUAUUGGACUACCCAAGGCAACCCUCUACGUGUCGUGCGACUCACGCGAUGACUUUGUGAUCUUUGUCAUCCUUCGAAAAAAGGACAAGCAUGGCAAAGAUAUGGUUCAUCUGAACUUCCCGUUCGAGGCGGCUCCGAUAAAGUCUGUGUCAGAGAUCGACGAAAAGGACCGACACAGCGUCAACACCUUUGCAGGUCCUAUGGGCAUACUUCGUGCUUCCCACCGUGACAUUGACUCUUCGAGAAGCAUUCAUCCAAAUUUCCCCUUCCACCCGCAUGAGAAACAACGGAAAGUGCCCCCUGGUACUAUUGUGAAGUUGGAGAUCGGUAUUUGGGCCCUGGGCGUCGACUACGACGCGGGUGAGAGUGUCAGCUUAAGGAUUGGUGGCCAGAACCACAGCGCUGCCGAGUUUAACGCCUGGUCAGUGCCGCGGCCCGAGCAUGAGUUGAACAAAGGAAACCAUACCUUGCAUCUCGGAGGGGAGUACCGUAGUUCCAUCAUCCUACCCUAUGUCGGAAAAUCGUAG